AUGAAUUCCACCGGCAUCACUCAUCGGGACACCAAAGGAGUGCGUCAAAAAAUAGCUGACCUCCAAAGUUCAUACAAUUCCGCCUGUGACUUUAUGAAGAACACCGGCGAGGGUAUUUUGGAGGCCGACGAAAUCAAUGGUGUCCGUACAGUGGAAGACCGAAUCAACAAGCUCUGCCGUUAUUGGAGCAUCCUUGAUCCCAUCAUGGGAUCAAGGUUAGUCACCGAGCCUCUCCAUAUUCGAUCGUCUGUUGGCGGAGAUCAACCAGGUCGGCAAGACUCGUCAGACGUUGAAGAUGACAACCCACCUGCCGAACCUUCCGCACGCACAACCACAAACAACACACACUCCCCCAACCCGCCAACCGAUGGGUCUGACCUUCCUGAGUUGUCUUCGUUGAUGCCACGACCUCGUCUCUCAGCUCACGCUCGCACCCCUGCACCAUCAACCCAAAAGAAGAAGCAUAAACGCAAUUCCACUUCAAAGCGUCCUGCAACCCAAACCCGAUCCUCUAGAAACAAACGCAACAACACUGAGGAACUUUACAUGAUGUCAAUUGUCUCCAAGCGACAAGCCAAUAUCACCAGAGCUCGUGCCAAGGCCAGUAAGAUUAAGGUCUCCUACAUGAAGGAGCUCAGGGAGCAUGGGUUAUCACUUGAGGAAAUCAAGACAAAAACCUCAGUCGAGUUCCCCCCCUUGCCUGACAUGGACGAUGGAAAAAACAAAUCAAAUGAAGAGGACUCUGAUGACUUGUUGUAG
Puccinia triticina is the source of this 759-nucleotide messenger RNA. RefSeq lists its product as uncharacterized. The record is from RefSeq and is a predicted model, not a curated record. Bases 1 to 759 code for a protein of 252 amino acids. The transcript is spliced from 3 exons. NCBI's taxonomy places the organism in Eukaryota, Fungi, Basidiomycota, Pucciniomycetes, Pucciniales, Pucciniaceae.